Messenger RNA from Diutina rugosa, 480 nucleotides. It is a transcript of the gene SDH4, whose product is annotated as Sdh4p. Gene Ontology annotation, cellular component: membrane; mitochondrial envelope. The coding region runs from base 1 to 480 and encodes 159 amino acids. Gene Ontology annotation, biological process: mitochondrial electron transport, succinate to ubiquinone; tricarboxylic acid cycle. Lineage: Eukaryota; Fungi; Ascomycota; Pichiomycetes; Serinales; Debaryomycetaceae. Gene Ontology annotation, molecular function: heme binding; ubiquinone binding. The transcript has a single exon. The record is from RefSeq and is a predicted model, not a curated record.
AUGAUGAUGAUGCGAACGUUGCCAGCCACCCGACGGGUAUUCGGGGUGAGAAGCUUGUGGAAACCGCUGUUCAGUCUCAGCAAGUACAAGCUCAAACCUCAGCCGCCUGGGGGUGUCACGGGGACGGUUAAUGACGCUUACCAACCCGGUAUGAUUGAUACCUACGCUGGUUCCGCCCACUGGACGUACGAAAGACUUAUUUCGGUGGCGUUGAUCCCGUUGGCGUCGUUGCCUUUGUUCCAGUCCCCCGUCAACCCGAUUUUGGACGCCGCCUUUGGCGUGUUGUUAUUAUUCCACUGCCACAUGGGGUUCUUGUCAUGCAUCACCGAUUACAUCCCUGAACGGGUGUACGGAGUGUGGAACAAGAUUGCUCGACGGUUGCUUAGUCUCGGGACGUUUGUGGGGAUGUAUGGCGUCUACGUCAUUGAGACCGAAAGCAACGGCAUCUUUGAUUUGGUGCAACAGUUGUGGUUGGCUUAA